This is a messenger RNA of Colletotrichum karsti, 2001 nucleotides long. RefSeq lists its product as uncharacterized. The record is from RefSeq and is a predicted model, not a curated record. Gene Ontology annotation, cellular component: anaphase-promoting complex. NCBI's taxonomy places the organism in Eukaryota, Fungi, Ascomycota, Sordariomycetes, Glomerellales, Glomerellaceae. Gene Ontology annotation, biological process: positive regulation of ubiquitin protein ligase activity; positive regulation of anaphase-promoting complex-dependent catabolic process; anaphase-promoting complex-dependent catabolic process. The transcript has 4 exons. Gene Ontology annotation, molecular function: anaphase-promoting complex binding; ubiquitin ligase activator activity; protein binding.
UUGCCGGUUCUCUUGCUCGCCGACUUGCGACCGCGACGCCGUCCGCCCGCACAGCUGCUGGCUCGGCCCCCCGCCAUCUUCUCCGACCAUCGUCUCCCAGCCGCUUCGCUGCUCCUCGACCUCGACCUCGACCUCAACCUCUACCACACCUCAACCCCUUCUCUGGUCGGCAGCAAACAUUACCCAUCACCACUCGUCGCUGCCGCACCUUCCACCAAGAGACCAGUAGCCGACUCCGCCAAUUCCGCGACCGCAACUCCCGCUCGCUUCGCAACGCCGCCUCCCCCCUCAGAUCGAGGUCACCUUGAGAGCCGCCAACAUUUAGAAAAUGCGAAUCAACGGAAGUUGCAACAUGCAAGGCGACCCAGCGAACCAUCUCGCGCCAGCACCUUCGACGCCGAUGCCGUUGAUCAUGCCUUGCUUCGAGAGAUCCACCACCGAUCUCAACGGGAGAGCACGCCUGGCGCCAGCCCGCACAGGAAGCGCCAGAGGAUAAAUGGUGACAGGUUUAUUCCCACACGUUCUGGCCAAGAUCUCCAAGCAAGUUUUAGUCUACUGCACGAGGAUGGCUCGCCAGCGACGCCGUCGAAGCAAAAGAAGCGCACCCCGCAUGGCGAGCUUCACUUUCAAAAGACCGAGGAAGCAAAUCGCACGUUCUCGACGUUGCUUCGUGCCGAGCUAUUUGAAGGCUCAAUACCCCAGGCGACACCGCCUACCCUCUCCCCAGAGCACUCUCUCUCCACCGCUUCGCAUUCUGUCAGUGCUCAUAAUGAUACGAGGUCACGCACGCCUCCAAACAAUCCUUCUGCCCCUUCUCUCCCGUCAACUCUGACGCCGUCAACUCCCCACAAGAACCUGUUCUCGUACAUGUCGCCGCGGCAACUAAGCAAUGCGGGCCAUCUCACGCCGUCAAGAACGCCACAGAGCCGCCACGGCCCAAACCUGGACACCCGCUCCGAGAUCUACAGCCUCUCUCCGGUACGCUUCAACAGCCAACAAAUGCUGCUGAGUCCACGGCGACAGCCUCGUGCGGUCAGCAAAGUGCCCUACAAGGUUCUGGAUGCUCCGGACUUGGCAGACGACUUCUAUCUCAAUCUGGUGGACUGGGGUAGUGCCAACGUGCUUGGAGUUGGCCUUGGGUCUAGCGUCUACAUGUGGAAUGCACAGACAAGUCGAGUCAACAAGCUGUGCACGCUCGAGGACGACACUGUGACCAGCGUGUCAUGGAUCCAGAAGGGAACGCAUAUCGCCAUCGGCACCGGCAAGGGCUUGGUUCAGAUCUGGGAUGCCGAGAAGACGAGACGACUGAGGACAAUGACGGGCCACACCGCAAGAGUGGGCUCAUUGGCGUGGAACACCCACAUAUUGACCUCGGGGUCACGGGACCGUCUCAUCUACCACCGAGACGUCCGCGCCCCUGAUCAGUGGUUGCGGAAGCUCGUAGGCCACAAACAGGAGGUCUGUGGUCUGAGGUGGAAUUGUGAGGAUGGACAAUUGGCCAGCGGUGGUAACGACAACAAAUUGAUGGUCUGGGAUAAGCUUUCAGAUACGCCGCUCUGGAAGUUCUCAGAUCAUACUGCCGCGGUCAAGGCAAUUGCCUGGUCGCCACAUCAAAGAGGGCUUUUGGCUUCAGGCGGCGGAACGGCCGACCGCAGGAUCAUCUUUCACGACACCCUGCGCGGCUCGGUCAUCAACGAGGUUGACACGGGGAGCCAAGUCUGCAACAUCGCCUGGUCCAAAAACUCCAACGAAAUUGUAUCGACUCAUGGGUAUAGCCAGAACCAGAUUGUCGUGUGGAAAUACCCGUCCAUGACGCAAGUAGUCAGCCUAACUGGUCACACCUAUCGCGUGUUGUACCUGGCUAUGAGCCCGGACGGGCGAGUCGUCGUGACUGGCGCCGGCGAUGAAACACUCAGGUUCUGGAACGUCUUUGGCCGACGCCCGGGGGCCCGCGAGGAUAGCGAUGGAGGACGACUUGCCGACUGGGGUAUCAUCCGGUAG